Molecule: messenger RNA, 2834 nt
Organism: Papaver somniferum (opium poppy)
Lineage: Eukaryota; Viridiplantae; Streptophyta; Magnoliopsida; Ranunculales; Papaveraceae
Product: plant intracellular Ras-group-related LRR protein 4-like
Exons: 4
Coding region: 644-2332 (562 amino acids)
Molecular function (GO): protein binding
Source: RefSeq, a predicted model, not a curated record
UGAAGAAAAUAAUAAAAAGGUGGGCUCUAAAACCAGAAUCCAGCCAAACGAAGUUGCAGAGCAGGGUGAGGGAAAACAAAAGAAAUAAAUAAAUAGAAAUGACUGGAAAUUUCAGAAAUAGAAAAACAGAAACAGGAAUUCAGGAAACCCCAUAGACAGGAUUCCAGCUGUGUUUAUAUUUUUGCCAUUUUUCUAAUUAUUUUUUGUUUUUAACGGGGGGUUUAUGUAUUUUUAGCACUGUGUAAAAGUAUAAACGUAGUUUCUAAUUACAGGAGAGAGUUGUUCAGAUAUACAGUUUAAAUUGUUUUUAUAGAAAAAACUCCAUUUAAAUUCCUUCUUCCAAUUCUUAGAAAUACCAUCUCAUUUUUUUAGUUUUCUUUCUCCAAGCUUUUUUCUGAUCUGUAUUUUUUUUUCUGGGUUGGUGUUGUUUUCUUUGUAGAAGAUGAAAAAUGGAGUUUCUUCACGUAUUUAUCUCGUUUUUCUGAAGUUUUUAAAGUUCUAGAAACAUCAGAGAAUACCAGGAAGGGUCAUCAUAAGAGAUAAGUUUUUUCAUGAUUGUGUAGGUUCAGAUUGAUAAAAGAAACUCUGGGGUCUCAUUGUUUUUGAAAAAACUAAAAAAUAUAGAGAAUUUGAUCUGAAAAAAAUGGGUUCAUAUUUGCAAACAGUGGAUGGAGUAGUAGGAGAAAUAAUGAGAAUUCAUAGAUCUUUACCAGCAAGACCAGGUUUAGAUGAAAUAGAAGCAUCAAGAGAUUUGAUACUUAAUGUCGAAAAAGAAGAACAAUCAAGAAUUGAAGCCAUUUCUAAACAGAAAAAAGGUAUACAAGUACCUGAAGAAUUGUUCUACGUAUUACAAGAGAUGCAAAGGAAUUUAGUUUUCUUUCAAAGCAAAGAAGAGAAAAGAGAAGCUCUUAAAUUACUUGAUCUCGAAAGUGUUCAUUGUUUGUUUGAUGAAUAUGUUCAAAGAGCUUCUAAAUGUCUUCCUGGUGCUUCAAAUUCUUCUAAGAAUAAUGGGUCUAUGAGUGGGUUUUCUGCUGCGAAUUCCAAUUCGGCUUCAGCUUCUUCUUCUGUUCUGGGUGAUUCUUCGAUUUCGGUUUCGCCUUCGUCUGUUUUAUUCACCGCCAAAGAGUCCAGAAGUAGUUCUGAGAGGCUCACUAGUCGAGAUGAUAGUUAUAUGAAAGCUAAAGCUUCGUCACUCUACAGUACUGAUCCUAUUGGUACUAGACCGCAGAUUGUUGAUGCUUCUCUCAGACCAGUAAUAUCUUCUGGUCAAGGUGGUGAGAAAUUGAGUCUGAUAAAACUGGCUAGUUUAAUUGAAGUAUCUGCGAAAAAGGGUACAAAGGAGUUAAAUCUGCAGAACAAAUUAAUGGACCAGGUUGAGUGGUUACCGGAUUCAAUAGGGAAGUUAACGGGGUUGAUCAGUUUAGAUUUGUCUGAGAACCGAAUUACAGUCCUACCUGCAAAGAUCGGAAGCCUUUCUUCAUUAACCAGAUUAGAUUUGCAUUCAAACAGAAUAGAAGAACUCACUGAAGCCAUUGGCGAUCUCUUUAGUCUGGUCUUUCUGGAUUUGAGAGGAAAUCAGUUGACUUCUCUACCAGCCAGUAUAUGUAAAUUAUCGCGGCUUGAAGAGAUCGAUCUUAGCUCGAAUAGGUUGGCAUUGCUUCCUGAAUCUAUUGGGAACCUCAACAGCUUGAAGAAGUUCAAUGUGGAGACUAACAAUAUCGAAGAACUUCCACAUACGAUUGGUCAUUGUACUUCACUUGUUGAGCUCCGGGCGGAUUAUAACCGGUUAAAAGCACUACCGGAAGCCAUGGGUAGGAUAGAGACACUUGAGGUUCUAUCUAUUAGGUACAAUAAUAUCAAGCAAUUGCCAACCACUAUGGCAUCUCUACCGAAUUUGAAAGAGCUAGAUGUUAGCUUCAAUGAGCUGGAAGCCGUUCCAGAGAGUUUGUGCCUUGCUACUACACUUGUAAAAUUGAAUGUAGGCAACAAUUUUGCUGAUUUACGAUCUCUACCAAGGUCCAUUGGUAAUUUGGAAAUGCUAGAGGAGUUGGAUAUCAGUAAUAAUCAGAUAAGGUUCCUUCCAGAUUCUUUUGGCAUGCUUUCCCAUUUACGAGUUCUUCGCGCUGAAGAAAAUCCUCUAGAAGUACCCCCAAGACAAAUCACAGAAAAGGGUGCACAGGCUGUCGUCCAAUACAUGUCCGAGCUUGUGAUUAACCGGGAAGUUAAGAAACAACCAGUUAAGGAAAAAAAAACUUGGGCUCAGUGUUGCUUUUUUUCAAGACCUAACAAGAGGAAGCAUGAUGGGAUGGACUAUGUCAAACCUGUAGUGUGAAAUCAAUGCCACGAUUGGAAACAGCACGACAACUUGAAUAGGUCAAUUCAACUGUGUAGAGGAGGAAAGAGAAGAUGUGACGCUACUAUUAUCAAGCCUAAAGGGCUUGGCCGUAUGAAUAAUGUUUUUUCUGGUCAGCACUGUUACUGCUCCUGAGUCUAUACAUUGUCAUCCAUGUAUAUUUCCACGAGUUAUUGUUGUACCCUCACCGCAUGACUGUAUUUUAAGUGUUCAUGAACCCCAUUUAGACGACUUGGUUCACGGCGAAAAAGAACCAAAGAGAAAAGAGAAAUAAGAAUAUGUUGUACUCUUAAGUAAAAAGUCCACUGUUAUAUGAGAUCAUUAGUUUCUACCUUGUCGUCUUCCCUUCCUUGUCACCCAAUUUUUUCAAUGUUUUUCUAACAUUUGAAUCUCUUCAGUUCAGCGUAGUUUAUACACGUAUGUACAAGUUUAAUUUGGCUAUUCACACUUUUAUGAAUAUAUAUUGUUGGUUGAAUAUGAA